Molecule: messenger RNA, 957 nt
Organism: Hippopotamus amphibius kiboko
Lineage: Eukaryota; Metazoa; Chordata; Mammalia; Artiodactyla; Hippopotamidae
Product: olfactory receptor 7A17-like
Exons: 1
Coding region: 25-957 (310 amino acids)
Biological process (GO): G protein-coupled receptor signaling pathway
Cellular component (GO): membrane
Molecular function (GO): olfactory receptor activity; G protein-coupled receptor activity
Source: RefSeq, a predicted model, not a curated record
UUUCUUGAUAGUCGCCUCCCCCACAUGGAUCCAGGGAACGAUACACGGAUUUCGGAAUUUUUUCUUCUGGGUUUCUCAAAAGAACCAGAACUGCAGCCCCUGAUUUUUGGGCUUUUCCUCUCCAUGUACCUGAUCACUGUGUUUGGGAACCUGGUCAUCAUCCUGGCCACCAUCUCUGACCCCCACCUCCACACCCCCAUGUACUUCUUCCUCUCCAACCUGUCCUUUGUAGACAUCUGUUUCACCUCCACCACCAUCCCAAAGAUGCUGAUGAAUAUACAGACGGAGAACAAAGUCAUAACCUAUGAAGGCUGCAUCACCCAGAUGCAUUUUUUCAUGCUGUUUGCAGGGUUGGACGACUUCCUUCUGAUUGUGAUGGCCUAUGACCGUUUCUUGGCCAUUUGCCACCCGCUGCACUAUACGGUCAUCAUGAACCCCCAGCUCUGUGGACUGCUGGUGCUGGUGUCCUGGAUGAUGAGUGCCCUGAAUUCCUUGUUACACAGUUUAAUGGCGCUGAGACUGUCCUUCUGUACAGAAUUGGAAAUCCCCCACUUUUUCUGUGAAAUUAAUCAGGUGGUCCAACUUGCCUGUUCUGACACAUUUCUUAAUGACUUGGUGAUGUAUUUUGCAGCUGGGAUGCUGGGUAGCAUUUCCCUCACUGGGAUUUUUUACUCAUAUUCUAAGAUAGUUUCCUCUAUACAAGGAAUCUCGUCAGCUCAUGGGAAAUAUAAAGCAUUUUCCACCUGUGCAUCUCACCUCUCAGUUGUCUCCUUAUUUUACUGUACAAUGCUAGGAGUGUACCUCAGCCCUGAUUCUGCAAACAGCUCACACUCAAGUGCAACAGCCUCAAUGAUGUACACUGUGGUCACACCCAUGCUGAACCCCUUCAUCUACAGUCUGAGGAACAAAGACAUAAAGAGGGCUCUGAAAAGAAUCACUGGGAUGGCAGUUAUAUAA